CGCUUCUUCUUCAACCGGGUAGCUUCCUUUUAGCGAACGUUAGCUUCACCUAGCUAACCCGCCUCUGUACGCGGCUCUCUCGGGGAAACGACAAAUAUACUUAUUGUUACGAUGGCUGCAUUAAAAAACAUAUAGUUUGGGUGUUGUUGUUUUUUAAUAAUAAGCCAUGGGUCAAUUUUAGAUGAGACUCCAUCCCGUUUUCUUUUAGAAUUAAGUUCCGUUUCGCUAACUUGCGUUCAGAAAAUUAUGCAUUUAAAACACUUUAAGUAAAGUCCCUCUGGAUUUAUAAAGCUGCAUGUAACAAGCGUUCGUUGGUUUGGAGUAAAAGGCACAAAAGUGCAGGAUGUCUGACUCGGAUAGUGACGAUGACCAAAACCGACCUUUCUCUAUCGCUGGUUUCCUCUUCGGAAACAUCAAUGAAGAUGGACAGCUGGAGGAUGACACUGUUCUGGACAAUGAGUCCAAAAAGCAUCUGGCCGGCUUAGGAAAUCUUGUCCUUGGCUCACUCAUUACAGAAAUUACUGCCAAUGAUGGGGAAAAUCAAGAAGACGGCAAGGACUCCAGCGAUGUGAAUGCAGAAGGUUGGGUGAAGAGCACAGAAGACGCAGUUGACUAUUCAGACAUCAAUGAGGUUGCUGAAGAUGAGACCAGGAAGUACCGCCAGGCCAUGGGCUCUUUACAGCCCAGCAGAAAAACAGAUGAUGAAGAAGACUAUGAUGGAGACUGUGAGGAUAUCGAUUCCAAGCUCAUGCCUCCUCCGCCACCUCCAACUGUUUCCACACCUGGAAGGAAAGAUGAGACAGGCGCAAACGUUGGAGAAGAGGGCGAUGGCAUCAUUCUCCCCUCCAUCAUCGCGUCAUCGUCAUCUGCUGGCGAGAAGGUUGAUUUCAGCAGCUCCUCCGACUCUGAGUCAGAAACAGAUCGGCCGUGCCAGGGUUCAGGUUCCGGUGGAGCUCCGGAUAGCCUCACCCUCCCACUGGCUGGCAUCAUGCAGAAAGAUGCAGCCAAAGCACUUCCUGGUGUUACAGAACUUUUCCCAGAAUUCCGGCCAGGCAGGGUUCUGAGGUUCCUACGACUGUUUGGACCUGGGAAGAACAUGCCGUCAGUUUGGAGAAGUGCACGCAGGAAGAAGAAGAGGAAGCACCGUGAUGCUCUUCCAGGGACGCCUCCUCCCGAGGGGGAACCGGCUGAGCAGGGGCAAGAGAAGAAGUCCGGUUGGGUUUAUGAGUACGCGCCAGCUCCGCCGCCAGAGCAGUGUCUCUCUGAUGAUGAGAUAACCAUGCUGGCUCCUGUCGAGUCCAAGUUUUCUCAGACAUGUGGAGACGGAGACAAGGAGGCUGAGUCUAGACCCCGUGUGGCGGAGUGGAGGUAUGGUCCAGCCCAGCUCUGGUACGACAUGCUUGGCGUCCCAGAAGAUGGAAGCAAUUUCAACUAUGGCUUCAAAGUGAAAGACAAAACAAGUGAACCUGAGGCUCCUAAUCCUCCUGCAGAAGCCACUGAGACCCCACAGGAGGUGAGAAUCACUGGAGAGACUGCGUCUGCCGUGUUGCUGAUGCUGGCCUUGUUUCCGCAGGUUGUGAUGUGGGACGGUGAAGGUGACGAUGGAGGCAGUGAAAGUAAAAACAAAGACAGAGCUGAUCUGGAGAACGAGCUGUUCCUCAUGGUCACUCAGCUGCAGUGGGAGGAGGACAUCAUCUGGAACGGGGAGGAUGUAAAGCACAAAGGGACAAAGAGUCAGCGUGCCAGCCUGGCAGGAUGGCUGCCGUCAAGCAUGACCCGCAACGCCAACGCCUACAACGCUCAGCAGGGUCUGACUAGAAGUAACUCCCAGUUGGUGCCCCCCACUCCUCCCCCGAUGCCCAAACCUUUGUCCAUCUCAGGAUCCAAACGGGACAAGAACAGCCACGAUAUUCAAGCGCUCCACGAGGAGGAUUCUCCUUGGUUUUCCAUUUUCCCCAUUGACAACGAGGAGCUGGUGUACGGACGGUGGGAAGACAACAUCAUCUGGGACGACCAGGAGAUGGACCACAUGCUCAACCCGCCCGUCCUCACCCUGGAUCCUAACGAUGAAAACAUCAUUCUUGAGAUUCCAGAUGAAAAGGAAGAGACGACGUCUCACUCGCCUUCAAAAGAAAAUAAGAAGGAAAAUGCAUUGAAAAAGAGCCGGAUCCUUCUGGGGAAGACCGGCGUGAUCAAAGAUGAGCCGCAGCAGAACAUGUCUCAACCUGAGAUCAAAGACCCCUGGAACCUCUCCAAUGAUGAGUACUACUAUCCCAAACAGCAGGGCCUGAGGGGAACCUUCGGAGGAAACAUCAUUCAGCACUCCAUCCCAGCGCUGGAGCUCCGCCAGCCGUUCUUCCCCACUCACAUGGGACCGAUGAAGCUGCGACAGUUCCAUCGCACGACUUUGAAGAAGUACUCUUUUGGAACGCUAGCUCAGCCAGGACCUCACAUGGUCCAGCCGUUACUCAAGCACAUCAAGAAGAAGGCCAAGAUGAGGGAGCAGGAGCGACAGGCGUCAGGAGGUGGAGACAUGUUCUUCAUGAGGACGCCGCAGGACCUGACAGGCAAAGAUGGGGAUCUGAUCCUGGCCGAGUACAGCGAAGAGUACCCCCCACUCAUCAUGCAAGUUGGCAUGGCGACCAAGAUCAAAAACUACUACAAGAGGAAACCUGGCAAAGACCCUGGAGCUCCGGACUGCAAAUAUGGGGAGACUGUGUACUGCCACACGUCUCCCUUCCUUGGAUCCCUCCAUCCUGGGCAGCUCCUGCAGGCGUUUGAAAACAACCUUUUCCGUGCCCCCAUCUACAUGCACAAAAUGCCUGAAACGGACUUCCUGGUUCUCAGAACUAGACACGGCUAUUACAUCAGAGAGAUCGUCGACAUCAUGGUGGUGGGACAGGAGUGUCCCUUAUAUGAGGUUCCUGGCCCCAAUUCCAAACGGGCCAAUACCCACAUCAGAGAUUUCCUCCAGGUUUUCAUCUACAGACUGUUCUGGAAGAGCAAGGAUCGUCCUCGGAGGAUCCGCAUGGAGGACAUCAAGAAAGCCUUCCCGUCUCACUCCGAGAGCAGCAUCAGGAAGCGCCUGAAGCUCUGCGCCGAUUUCAAACGCACAGGCAUGGACUCCAAUUGGUGGGUGCUGAAGCCCGACUUCAGAUUGCCCACAGAGGAGGAAAUCAGAGCGAUGGUUUCUCCAGAGCAGUGUUGCGCUUACUACAGCAUGCUGGUGGCUGAGCAGAGACUGAAGGACGCAGGAUAUGGUGAGAAAUCUUUCUUUGCUCCAGAAGAAGAGAACGAGGAGGACUUUCAGAUGAAGAUCGAUGAUGAGGUACGAACGGCCCCGUGGAACACGACCCGAGCCUUCAUCUCCGCCAUGAAGGGUAAGUGUUUGCUGGAAGUCACCGGAGUAGCCGAUCCCACCGGCUGCGGGGAAGGAUUCUCUUACGUCAAAGUGCCCAACAAGCCCACUCAACAGAAGGAUGACAAAGAGCCGCAGCCCGUCAAGAAAACAGUGACGGGAACAGAUGCUGACUUGAGGAGACUCUCACUGAAGAACGCCAAGCAGCUACUGCGCAAGUUCGGUGUUCCAGAGGAGGAGAUCAAGAAGCUUUCUCGGUGGGAGGUGAUCGAUGUGGUCAGAACCAUGUCCACGGAGCAGGCUCGUUCGGGCGAGGGACCGAUGAGCAAGUUCGCCAGAGGCUCCCGUUUCUCUGUGGCUGAGCAUCAGGAGCGCUACAAAGAGGAAUGCCAGAGGAUUUUUGACCUGCAGAACAAGGUCCUGGAGUCGACGGAAGUUCUGUCCACUGACACCGACAGCAGCUCGGCGGAGGACAGCGACUUUGAGGAGAUGGGGAAGAACAUCGAGAACAUGCUGCAGAACAAGAAGACCAGCUCGCAGCUGUCACGUGAGCGGGAGGAGCAGGAGAGGAAGGAGCUGCAGAGGAUGCUGAUGGGCGAGGAGAGCGACCGCGACAACAAGGGCCGCAAGGACCGACGCAAGGGCUUGUCCAGUUCCUUGUCCACCAGCUCUCACAAAGACGACGACACGUCAUCGGUCACCAGCCUGAACUCCUCAGCAACAGGCAAACGACUAAAAAUCUACCGCACGUUCAGGGACGAGGACGGGAAGGAAUACGUGCGCUGUGAGACUGUGCGCAAAGCUUCAGUCAUUGAUGCGUACCUGAGGAUCAGGACCACUAAGGACGACGACUUCAUCCGAAAGUUCGCUCUCUUCGACGAGCAGCACCGAGAAGAGAUGAGGAAGGAACGUCGACGUAUUCAGGAGCAGCUGAGAAGACUGAAACGGAACCAAGAGAAAGACAAGAUCAAGGGGCCUCCAGAGAAGAAGACCAAGAAGAUGAAAGAGAGACCCGACCUCAAGGUAAAACUCAAGUGUGGCGCCUGCGGAGCCAUCGGCCACAUGAGGACCAACAAGUUCUGCCCGCUGUACUACCAAACCAAUGCGCCGCCGUCCAACCCGGUGGCCAUGACUGAGGAGCAGGAAGAGGAGCUGGAGAAGACCGUGAUCCACAACGAUAAUGAGGAGCUCAUCAAAGUGGAGGGCACCAAGAUCGUGCUCGGGAAGCAGCUCAUCGAAAGUGCUGACGAGGUCCGCCGGAAGUCGUUGGUGCUCAAGUUCCCAAAACAACAGCUCCCUCAGAAGAAGAAGAGACGAGUGGGCAGCGCCGUUCACUGCGACUACCUCAACAAACCACACAAGGCGAUCCACCGCCGGCGCACCGACCCCAUGGUGACGCUGUCGUCUGUGCUGGAGAGCAUCAUCAACGACAUGCGCGACCAUCCCAACACGUACCCCUUCCACACGCCGGUUAACGCCAAGGUUGUGAAGGACUACUACAAGAUCAUCACUCGGCCCAUGGACCUGCAGACCCUGAGGGAGAACGUGCGAAAGAGGAUGUAUCCAUCCAGGGAUGAGUUCCGUGAAGCUGUGGAGCUCAUGGUCAAGAACAGCGCCACCUAUAAUGGAGCCAAACACCCGAUAACACAAGUGGCGCAGUCCAUGUUGGACCUGUGUGACACCAAGCUGAAGGAGAAAGAGGACAGGCUGGUCCGACUGGAAAAAGCCAUCAAUCCAUUACUGGACGAUGACGAUCAGGUGGCUUUCUCCUUCAUCCUGGACAACAUUGUGACCCAGAAAAUGAUGAUCGUUCCUGAAUCAUGGCCCUUCCACCAUCCCGUCAACAAGAAGUUUGUUCCGGAUUAUUACAAAGUGAUCGCCAGCCCCAUGGACCUGGAAAACGUUCGCAAGAACAUCUCCAAACACAAGUACCAGAACCGAGACGCGUUUCUGUCGGACAUCGCGCUCAUCCACGCCAACAGCAUCAAGUACAACGGUCCAGACAGCCCUUACACCAAGACGGCGCUGGAGAUCGUGAAUGUGUGCAGGCAGACCUUGUCGGAGUACGACGAGCACUUGACCCAGCUGGAGAAGGAUAUCUCCACCGCCAAAGAAGCCGCUCUGGAUGCAGCUGAAUUUGAGAGUCUGGACCCGAUGACCCCGGGUCCUUACACCCCUCAGCCUGCUGAUCUGUUUGACAGCGGCGCGACAGGAAGUCUGCCGCGAGAAACCAGCAGCCUUUUCUCUGAAGGCCCCCUAGUGGUCGCUGCUGAGAAGCGAGGCGGGCAGGGACGGCACAGCCGGCGACUGGGGGAGGAGGAGUCGGACGUGGACAUCGAAGGCUUCGAAGAGGAUGAUGAUGGCAAACCCAAAACGCCGGCUCCUGCGGAGGACGCAGAGGGCGACCUGGAGGACGACGACGAUGAGGAGAUGCUGCUGCUGCCCCCCAGGAGAAUACCGGACCGGGACGAAGACGAUGAUGAGGAUGACGACGACAGGGGGCGACCCAACCGCACCGCCCAGUCCAGCGUGUUGUACCAGGACCUGCUCAUGUCUGACGGGGAGGACGACGCCAGUGAGGAGGAGGGCGACAACCCUUUCUCUGCCAUACAUCUGUCAGAGAGUGGCAGCGACUCGGACCGAGAGAUGGACCUGAGACCUCCGCCGCCUCGGAGGGCCCAGGAGACGGCCCGCAUGGGGAUGGAGCAGGACGAGAGCAUGAUGUCAUACGAGGGGGAGGGGCCUGACGACAGCCGUCACAUGGAAGACAGCAACGUCAGUUACGGCAGCUUCGAUGAAGGAGAGAGCCGCAGUCAGCUGCCGCCGUCCAGCCUGGGGAACGGAGAAGAGUACGGCAUCAGCGAGGAAGAGGACGAGGACGAGGAAGACGACGCGCGGAGGAGAGGGCCGGCGGUCCUCUCUCAGGUCCAGCUGAGUGAGGAUGAGGAGAGCGAAGAGUUCCACUCCAUCGGCGGAGACAGCGACCUGGACUCAGACUGAACUUGUGAUAAAAGAUUUGUAAAUAAUGUAGUUUUUUUCUGUAAAUUAUUUUCACUGAAACUGUACCAUUUAAAGAACAAUGAGAACUAAUGUUUGUCUUUUGAUUUUCUACUCAUUAUCGUCCUCUGGUGUUAAGUUGCCAGCAACUACUGACCUGAAUCAAUAAAAGUCUUGGAGCGUAACAGGUGUUCAACAAAGUCAG
This is a messenger RNA of Synchiropus splendidus (mandarinfish), 6560 nucleotides long. It is a transcript of the gene taf1, whose product is annotated as TAF1 RNA polymerase II, TATA box binding protein (TBP)-associated factor. Gene Ontology annotation, molecular function: DNA binding; histone acetyltransferase activity; TBP-class protein binding. The record is from RefSeq and is a predicted model, not a curated record. Gene Ontology annotation, cellular component: transcription factor TFIID complex. The transcript is spliced from 40 exons. Bases 344 to 6358 code for a protein of 2004 amino acids. Gene Ontology annotation, biological process: DNA-templated transcription initiation; transcription by RNA polymerase II; RNA polymerase II preinitiation complex assembly. NCBI's taxonomy places the organism in Eukaryota, Metazoa, Chordata, Actinopteri, Syngnathiformes, Callionymidae.